AGCUGUCAGUAGGAAAUGCGGGCUGCUGGUGUUGGAUGUUCCCCUGUCGCCGUGUUUGGAUAAUUUCAACAAAGAAAGUCAUCCUUGUCACAGGAUGAAAACCGUUACUUAGAGAGUCGCUUAAAUCGGACGGCCGCAGUGAGUCUGCAUGUCUGACGGAGGAAACGCUGACAUUCAGCUGGCUAGGCUAACAGAAACAGGACACUGUCGGCGCUAAUGCUAAUAGUUACAUUAGAUGAAAAUAAGCUAACUUAAGCUAACGUGUAACUUAGCUAGCUCGCCGACUACAGGACUCUUGCUCUUCCAGGUUCUCACCCCGCUCUGCGGCUCCAGUGCCGGUUUCUCGCCAUUUUGUGGUUCACGGAGGAGGUUGGGGAACCGUAGCUGUGGAGGGGGGCCGUGUGUUCAGGAACCCCCUGGCUACCCAGGCGGACAGAUCAAAGUGACACGCCGGUCGUGGUAAAGAUCAGAACAGAACCAUGGCCGAACUCUCCACCUUAUCUGCAUCGCCACCUGCACUGGGAGACCCUCAUGCAGCUCUCUCUAUCCCUCCAUCCUCCGCUGCUCUUUCCACUACCAACAGCUCUCCUCUGGACUCUAAACCUAAGUCUGCCCUCUAUAAUGACAAAGGUUUGACUGGAAACACUUCUACUACACAGUCAGGGGUUUCACCCAUUUCUCCUCACCCACCCUUAAGUUUUCCAAAAGUCCCUGCUGAGACCUCCAACCCAUCAUUGGCACGUGAGGCUACUCCACAGAGAGAAGAAUCGACAGCUAAUGUCAUUCAGCAGCAGACGAUGUCCAGUGACUCAGCUGUUGUAGCAAAGCUUCCUAAUACUGAAACAGAGAUCCCAUCACUACCAUGUGAGCCGUCAACUCAGAAUGAAGCACAACCGGUAUCUCCCGCUCCUGGUCUCAAUUCUCCUCCAAACCUCUACCCGAAUGUGCAUGUUGCCCUCAAACCAAAUCCUGUCAUGGAUGGCGGUCAAUUUACAGCAGACCCUCAAACCACCACAGAUAUUACACCCACACCUACUCCUCCACCAUCCACCAACACAGCAGCAUCAGCAACAGCUGAGGAGGAGAAACCUCAGCCACUUCAAGAAGCACAGAACCCCCAAAGUCAGCCUCCCACUCUGCCCACAAAGUUUGAUGCUCCUAAUGAAGCAGGGAAAGCAGAGCUUCCCAACACCCCCACCAGAGGUGACCAUCCCAGUCCUACUGUCCCACUGAUCCAUGAGCCAGCUUGCAUGCUUCCACUGUACAACCCAAACCCCCGACCAGCCCCUGAUACCCUUAGCUACCUGGAGUCAGCCAGCCUCAUGUCGGGAACGUUGGAGUCACUGUCUGGCCUUGGAGAGGAUGGGAGCUCUGUGGGCUCAGACUCUGAGAUCAAUGGCCUGACCAUCAGGCGCACUGAUAAAUAUGGCUUCCUCGGUGGGAAUCAGUACAGUGAUGCCGGUGAAAAGGAAGUUCGAGUAGAUGUUGCCCGACAGAGGGAGAUGAAAUGGAUUGAUAUGUUCAACAACUGGGAUAAGUGGAUUAAACAUCGCUUUCAGAAGGUGAAGUUGCGCUGCAGAAAGGGCAUUCCAUCUUCUCUCAGAUCUAGAGCCUGGCAGCUGCUGUCCAAUAGCCAAGAGCUCCUAGAAAACAACAAAGGGAAAUUUGAGGAGCUGGAGAGAGAGCCAGGUGAAGCUAAGUGGUUGGACAUUAUAGAGAAGGAUCUCCACAGGCAGUUCCCCUUCCAUGAGAUGUUUGCUGCCCGUGGUGGCCAUGGGCAACAGGAUUUGUACCGGAUCCUAAAAGCCUACACCAUCUACCGGCCUGAUGAGGGUUACUGCCAGGCUCAGGCUCCUGUGGCUGCAGUGCUGCUCAUGCAUAUGCCUGCUGAGCAAGCUUUUUGGUGCCUCGUCCAGAUAUGUGAGAAGUAUCUUCCUGGCUACUACAGUGCUGGACUUGAAGCGAUCCAGCUGGAUGGGGAGAUUUUCUUCUCCCUCUUACGGCGCACAUGUCCCAUGGCGUAUCGUCACCUUAAAAAGUUCAAGAUUGACCCCAUUCUCUACAUGACGGAGUGGUUCAUGUGCAUCUUCUCACGCACUUUACCAUGGGCUUGUGUCCUGCGUGUAUGGGACAUGUUCUUCUGUGAAGGAGUGAAAAUAGUGUUUCGCGUGGGGCUGGUGCUUCUGAAACAAAUGCUUGGCUCUGUGGAUAAACUUCGAGAACUACAGGGAAUGUAUGAAACCAUGGAGCGUCUGAGAAACAUUUCACCUGACACUGUCAGAGAGGACAUUAUGGUACAGGAGAUUAUUAUUCUCCCAGUGACGGAGGCACUCAUAGAGAGGGAGUGCAACAUCCAGGUGAGGAAGUGGAGGGAGUCCAGAGGGGAGCUGACUCACCAGCCGGUCCGCCGGCUGCAUGGUACAAGAGCCAUCUAUGAGCUAAAACGACGCGCUGCCUCCAUCAGCUCUGGUGGCAGCUUCUCUUUCCUGGGAAGCCCGGUGCCUCCACCAGGACCACUCAGGGCCUCUUCCAGCCUCCUCUCACUCCCUGGCUUCCGCAAGUCUAAGUCUCCUUUCUACUCCCACAUUAAGAAGGGCUCCUUCUCAGGGCCUUCAGGUAUGGAGAGCCUGCCGCCUCAGUCGCCUCCUGCAGUAACAAUAAGCCCAAGCCGAGGCCCCAGCCACAAACCCCCCAUUCCCCCAGGGGCCGGUCAGAGGGGACCAGCACCUCAAAUUCAGAGCCCCUUAAUUGGGAAUGCAGCCGGCCCAUCACACGGGCCAGCUCAGCCCUCAGAAGGCACUUUAGCACAAGGCCAGCCCUUAGCUUCAGCCCCAGCACAGAACACACCACCACCACCCCCCAACAUGCUGUCCCCCUCUCCUAUGAUCGUGUCCGAGCAAAUCACUCCCACCAUCCCUUCACCCACAGCCAACAACUCCCCUCUGCUCCCGUGUCCAGAUUCCAAAAAAGAAGCGGUGCCACCACCUGAUGCCACAACUGGAGAAGACGAAGUGAAGAAGAAGAAGAAAAGCAAGGACGUCAAGAAGAAGGAGAAGGAGGACGAGAAGAAAAAGCUGAAGGAAAAGAAGGAAAAGGAAAAGGCUGAAAAAGAGCGGCUCAGGAGGGAGAAGGAGAGGGCUGAAAAAGAGAAGAAGAAAGGGGGGAAGAAAAAGGACAAAGGGGGAGGUGGAGAGGCCGAAGACAAGAACGGAGCUGCAGCAGCGAGAGAUUCGGCCUAGUUUUCUCUGCCAUUCCGGGAUAAUGAAAAGGGAGGCUGCAGGGAAAGAGAGGUCAGAGGGACAAAAGAUCCUCAAUAAUAGAAAGAGUGAUUUAAUAUUUAAAAAAAAAAAAAAAAAGAAAUUGGGAUAGCUUCCUGUACAAUGCAUCAUUUCAAAGACAUCAUGUAGUUCAUCAUGGAGAGAACUGGAUUAUGGUUUUAAUAGCAUCUCAGGGGGAUUGUUCCCCCUCACUCAGUGCUCUCUUUUUCACCUACUUUUAUUAAGAUGGGACAAAAAUUUCUCUUUUCAACUGGAGCAUGGACUGUGAAUCUGAGAAACGCCUCAGAAGAUCAGUUUUUUUUCCCCCCUCUUUUUAGUUUUUUAAUUCUCUCUUCCUUUUCAGCUCUUUUAUUUUAAUCAGAUUGACAGCCGUGGUUUGAGAAACGUAAACUCAAGGGGUUGUCGGACCGAGUGUUUGUAGAACUAGUCAUGGUGCCAUAGAUGAUGUAAAUAAACCCGUGGACCUACAGAACAUAGUAUGUUGUUAGCACUCCAUGCACACAUCAGUCUCAUCUGUGGACAGGUUUUCUGUAUGACUGGAAAAAAAAAUGAUAAAGGAAACCACAUGAAGUCGUCUCAAAGGCAGGCACUGAAGACCCCAAAUGCUUAAAAAAAAUGUUGUGGAUGUAUUUAUUGUCAUGUUAAAUGUUGUGAGUGUGUGUGUGCCUUAGUAGUAUAGUGAAAUGUGUUAGUGUUUAAUGUAUGGCCUCUCUGUUUUCCCACAUCUUCAAACCAUCAUUGAAUCUUUUCAGUGUUUUUUUCCCCCAAACCUUACCUGAGCGGCGACACACACACACACACACACACACACAAAAAGGGGAGAAAAUUAAGUCUGCACCCAGACACCAUGUAGCUAUUUUUUAAUCAAGAUUUCGUUCAUUUGUUUUUAUUAUUAUUAUUGUUUGUUUGUUUGUCUCUGACAAAACACAGGGAGAUUUGUUUUUAAUUCUCAACCCCAGUUCAAAUUUCAUUGUGUCUGAGGUUCUGAUGUUUUCAAAAAGCAGGUAUGAAAAAAAACAAACAAAAAAAAGGUGUGAAAACAUGCAAUAACCCAGCAGUGAUCACAACACGGGUCCUGCAGACCAAAUUGUGUCCACCUGUGAGUAUUAUUUCGUUAUCAACAAGCAGAAUCGUAUUUGCGUUCAUUUAGCCAAAUUUCACUGUGGGUAAGAAUUUGCUCAUGAGAAUGUGAUUAUUUGAGUAUUGUUAAGAAAAUGAAGGAUGAUUUUUGCACUUGUGAUUUGAUCACAAAAGCACCACUGAAGUUGUCCACUCCGUUAGCGUAGUGACGUAGAAGAGGACGAGUCUCCGCUGGCCAGUUUCACUCUCUGUGAAACCUGUGCCUGGAGGAUCUAUAGGAAGCCACUUGACUGGAGGUGCCAGGUGUGCCAAUGUAGCAUUAAUCUCUGACCUUUUUCUGCUCUGUAUUUAUGUAUAAAGGGGUUAAUUUAAUCAAAUAUAGUAUAUUAUGAAUUAUUAUUAUUAUUAUUAUUAUUAUUGUUAUUUUGGAUCCGAGUAUUUUUCUAAUAUGUGUAAAGCGACGCCUGGCUGACUGGAACGAUGGCUGACUGCGCGGUGGAGCUGCAGGGGGGAUCAUUUUAAGUGUUUUGUCUUUUCCUUUGCACGUUGAGUGCUCCGCUUUGGACGUGGCAAACUCGAUGCAUGUCUUUGCUGCGAUUUACGUUUACGGUCACUGUUGGUUUGGUCGACUUGGUCUCCAGUUUUACUCUGAAGUGCAGUAUUAAACAGAAAAAUGGGCCUCCAACAGAACAAACGAUGAGACGAGUGACAGACAGAACAUGUGGGAGUUGAAGGUCUUAAUCUAUCAUAUACUAAAGGGGAUUUUUUGAGCUUUUUGAGUACUUCUGUAGUUUGAGAUCUUAAGUACGAUGUGUCUGUCUCACCGGGUUUUGUUAUAACACGCGUAAUGACUUAACUAACUCCCUAACCUAUUUACACUCAGUGUCCUGUACUGUAACAUAUUUAUGCAUACAUGAAGAGGCACAUGCCCUCAUCAGUUCAUGAUGAGCAAGUGCAAGAUAGUUAGUGUGAAACCGUUUGAUGCUCUUUAACAGUACUGUUUUCAUAGUUCAAGGAACGAGAGGGACUUUUGUGUAAUUGUAGCCAACGUGUCCUCCAUGUUCACUGUUUUUUUUUUCACUUAUUUCAGGUCAUCACGUGGCUGUCAUUUAAUAACAUGAAUACCACACACACACCUUUUUCUCUCCUCGUAGACUCCAGUGUGCAUUUGUUAGACACACACUUGUGUCGUGUUAGUGAUGAUGACCUGAGCGCAUCUAUGCAAACCCUCCCUCAUCAUGACCGUUGACGAUGUGUGUGGUGACGGCAGCGCUGACUUCACCUCGGACUCUGACGAUUAGAUGGAAAAAUUAUGUUUCCAUUUUUAAGAGGCGUGCGAGCGACAAUAUUUUAUGAGCAAUACAUCCUCGCAGCUUGUGCCUCCAAUCUGUCAUUUGUUGUUCAGAGUGCUCGAGAUGUUGUGAUCAAAUUAAUGUCUUGUUAAAUUAAAGGUUGGAUGAAGAAAUCCACCGCUGUCGGGUGUCUCAUCCUGAAACCAAACUUGAUUGGGAAACGAGCUGACUGAUGCAAAUAUUGAACGAAACAUUUCAUCCGUUAUUCUUCCCCCACGUCAUUACGUCUGUCAUGUUUUUAAGUUUACAUGUGUCUCUCACUCUCUCUCAGACAAAAGUGAAAUAAAAUCAUAGCUAAUUGAAUUCAUUCCUUCAGAUCUACAGCUGUUGUAUUUAAUUGAUAAUGACAAUUGUGAUGAGUAAUAAACCAUAAUAUAUUAAAUCA
Messenger RNA from Solea solea (common sole), 6095 nucleotides. RefSeq names its product TBC1 domain family member 10B-like. The coding region runs from base 480 to 3239 and encodes 919 amino acids. The transcript is spliced from 10 exons. Lineage: Eukaryota; Metazoa; Chordata; Actinopteri; Pleuronectiformes; Soleidae. The record is from RefSeq and is a predicted model, not a curated record.